Molecule: messenger RNA, 2191 nt
Organism: Condylostylus longicornis
Lineage: Eukaryota; Metazoa; Arthropoda; Insecta; Diptera; Dolichopodidae
Gene: Mau2
Product: MAU2 chromatid cohesion factor homolog
Exons: 3
Coding region: 104-2101 (665 amino acids)
Biological process (GO): mitotic sister chromatid cohesion; maintenance of mitotic sister chromatid cohesion
Cellular component (GO): SMC loading complex; chromatin
Molecular function (GO): protein binding; double-stranded DNA binding
Source: RefSeq, a predicted model, not a curated record
AUAUGGCAACGUUGUCUUCGAGAAAUGUAAUUAAAAUUUUAGAAGCUGUCACUUAUAGUAGGGAAUUAGAAAAAUAAAAAUAUAUCCAAACUGGAAAUUUUCUAUGGCGGCAUCAUCAACUGUAAGUCAAGAUAAUUGUUACGUAUCAUUAUUGGGACUGGCAGAAUAUUUUCGAACUGCAAAUCCGCCAAAUGUGAAAAAAUGUAUUCAAUGUCUGCAGGCUUUAUUUACUUUCAAUCCCCCGUCUAAAGUCGAAGCCCGUACUCAUCUUCAAAUGGGCCAAAUUUUGAUGGCUUACACGCUGAAUGUUGAUUUAGCUAAAAAUCAUUUGGAGAAGGCUUGGAAAUUAUGUGAAACUAUAAAUAACUUUGAUGAUGUUAAGUUUGAUACCGCUAGUUUGUUAGCUCAAUUGUAUCUUCAAAUCGAUCAAAGAAAUUUAUCGAAAGCUAUUCUUCGAAAAGCUAUCGAAGUAUCACAAAACAAUGUUUUUUGGCACUGUAAACUAUUAUUCCAACUUUCACAACUUCAUGCGCGUGAUAAAGAAUAUAGCUUAGCAUCUGAAUUAUUAUCGGUCGGUGCGGAAUCAGCUGACGAAGCAAAUGCAAUUUAUUUAAAAGUUUUAUUUUUGUUGAGUCGUGCAAUGAUUUUGAUGAUAGAACGUAAAACCAACGAUGUGUUAAAUUUGUUGAAUCAAGCGGGAUCAAUUAUUGACAAUAACAUUAAUAAUAUUCAUCAAAAAGAGUACUUAAAAGUAUUCUUUUUAGUGUUGCAAGUUUGUUAUUACCUGGCAUUAGGACAAGUCAAAACUGUUAAACCUAGUUUAAAGCAAUUGCAAAUGAGCAUACAGACAAUAAUGGCACCAAAUUGGCCUGCGGAUGAAGUUAUUUUUGGACAAACCUCUUUAGAUAUGUUUACUUGGCUCCCCAAAGAACAAUUGUAUGUUUUAGUUUACUUAGUAACGGUUUCGCAUUCGAUGAUGGCAGGUUACAUGGAUAAAGCUCAAAAAUAUACAGAAAAAGCUUUAACACAAAUUGAAAAACUAAAACAACAAGAUGAUAAGCCAAUACUUUCAGUAUUUAAAAUUAUUCUUCUGGAACAUAUUGUAAUGUGCAGAUUAGUAAUGGGAAAUAGAGAAUUAGCAAUAACUGAAAUUGCAGCUGCAAAAGAUGUUUGUUUAGCUUCUAAUGAAAAUUUGCUUAAAAGGCACUCAGCCCAAUUGCACUGUUUGAUCGGCUUAUAUUGUAUGUCUAUGAGUUUGUUCGAUUGCGCUGAAAAGCAAUUUAUGACUUGCAUAUGUGAAACUCAAGAACGUGAUCUGAAAUUGUUUGCAAAUUUAAAUAUGGCGAUCAUUUAUUUAAGGACAAAAAGAGAGCAAGACUUAAAACAAAUUAUUGACAAUAUUUCUGCCGAAAAUUCUCAAAAUUUAAAUAGUCAAGCACUAAUGGGUGGAUUUUAUUACGUGCAAGGAUUAAACUCCUUCCAUAAAAGCAGUUUUCAUGAAGCUAAGCGAUAUUUAAGAGAAACUCUUAAAAUGGCGAAUGCAGAAGAUUUAAAUCGUCUAACAUCAUGUUCUCUAGUUUUACUUAGCCACGUUUUUCUCUCUAUAGGAAAUUCUAAAGAGAGUAUGAAUAUGGUAACCCCGGCUAUGCAAUUAGCAUCAAAAAUCCCUGAUAUACAUGUUCAAUUGUGGGGAAGUGCUAUAUUAAAAGACUUACACAGAAUGUCGAAAGAUAUUCAACACGAAAAAGAUGCUUAUGCAAAUCAUGUUAAGUACUCCGACAAUUUAAUAGCUGACCAAAGAAAAUGUGUUACAUUGCAACAACAUUCUCUAAUUAAUUGGUUGUCCGGCGAACCUACAGAUCUUCCACCUGUGGUUUCCCAAGCAAUUCAAUCCACGUCACAAACUCUUUCGUCCAUAGCGGUACAACAACAAGUUUAUUCAUCGCAGCCGUCACAGCAGCAGCAACAAAAUUCUCCACAAGUUCCACAUCAGCAAAUUAUUCAACAUCCUCAAACACAACAAUAUGUUUAUCAGCUUCACGCACAACCCUCCACUUCUACCCACAUACACCCGCAAGGUCCUGGUCAAUAUCCUUAUUAAACUUUACCUUUCAUUUUAAAUUAAAAAAAUUGUGUUUUAAGUUAAAUUUUAAUUAAAUGCAGAUAUAAAAAAUUUUUAUUUCAAAAGUGA